Messenger RNA from Caenorhabditis sp. 36 PRJEB53466, 1283 nucleotides. The record is from the annotation of a GenBank genome assembly. Lineage: Eukaryota; Metazoa; Nematoda; Chromadorea; Rhabditida; Rhabditidae.
AUGCCGAUUGACUACUCCAAGUGGAAGGACAUCGAAGUGUCGGACGACGAAGACGACACCCACCCAAACAUUGACACUCCAUCGCUGUUCAGGUAAUAGCGUUCAAUACUUUGACCUUGAUUAAAUGAAAUAUCCGUUCAGAUGGCGUCACCAGGCUCGUCUGGAAAGAAUGGCCGAAAAGAAGCAAGAAAAGGAGAGGAUCGAGAAAGAGAAAGGAACGGCGAACAAGAAGAUGGAGGAGUUGGAAAAGAAGUUCGCCGAAGCCAACGUCGAUGAUCAAGCAUUGAUUCAAAAGGAGAUCGACGAGAUAAAGGCUCAGGAGGAGGCUUGGCAAAAGAAGGAAGCCGAAUUAGAGGAGAAGGAGCGCCUCGAGCCGUGGAACAUUGACACCAUCGGACACGAGGCUUUCAGCACCUCUAGAAUCAAUAAGGUAAACACUUUUGCAAAGUUCGAGCAAAAUACUAGUUUUACAAGUUUAAAAAAAAUCGAUUUCAGGUAACGGAAAAAAAGCCGGUUCCGAAGUUGACGGAUGAAGAGGAUUCGAAUGCGAUGGCCACAUUCUUCGACCAGAACGACGCCCUUCUGAAGACUCUUUCGACCCUUCAGGGCGGCGCCAAUGCCACCGAAAUCUUUUUGGCCGAAAAUCCGCAUAUGGCCUGCGAAUACACGGCCAACUGGCUGACAAUCGAGGCGCUGAACGCAGCGAUCGAGGAGGACGAGCAGAAGAUGAAAGUUAUGGCCGAGCAGUGCAUCAUCAUUCAAUACCUGAUCGAGCUGUCCAAAUCGCUCAACGCAACCGCGACGAACGCCACCAUUCAGCGCCAAUUCUUCAAGAAGUUCCAAGCCGCCGAGCCUGUCUAUCUCGGACAAUAUCACGAGGAGGUGAAGGCGUUCGAGAACCGACUUCGGACGCGUGCCCAAACCAAAAGAGAAUUAGCUAUGGCGGACGCUGAAGCCGACGAAAGGGAGCAGAGAAUCAAAGCGUCGCCGGGAGGACUCGAUCCGCAGGAAGUGUUCGAGGCGCUGCCCGAGGAGAUGAGAAAGUGCUUCGAAAGCCACGACAUUGAGGCGCUCAAGACCGUCGCCACCAAGAUGGAUGAAGAGGUAACCGAACGAUUAAUAAACUUUUUGUAUUUUUUCAAAAAGAAAAUUGAGUUCUCGUUUUUCAGGUUUUCACGUAUCAUUUCAAGCGAUGCAUUGACUCUGGACUGUGGGUUCCCGGAAAGACAGACGACGAUGAAGAAGAAGAAGAGGAAGAGCCUCAGCCUGGAACUUCGGCCUAA